Messenger RNA from Equus caballus (horse), 2118 nucleotides. The record is from RefSeq and is a predicted model, not a curated record. NCBI's taxonomy places the organism in Eukaryota, Metazoa, Chordata, Mammalia, Perissodactyla, Equidae.
GCGCCGAGCGUGCGGAGGGCGGUGCUGCGGCCGCCGCCGGGGUCGCCUGGCAACCGGGUCCCUAGCAACGGGCGUGCUCUACCCGGACCUCGCGCUGGGGCAGUGGUUCCUGCAGAGCUUCAUUUGAAAGCUAGAGAGUCACCCUCUGCAGGUUUGAGGAGAUGGCCAGUGCCCAGAUCUCCAUGUACCUGCCCCCCGAUGUCAACCCCAGCCAGGCUGCCAUUGCCUAUGGCUGUCGGGCGUUGCCCAAGCUGAACAAGGAGCUGCAGUCCGAGGACCUGCUGACGAGGCAGAAAGCCCUCAUGGCUCUGUGUGACCUCGUGCACGACCCUGAGCAUGUCUACGUGGCCAUCGACAUAGGCUGCCUGGAGAGCCUGAAAGCUUUGCUGAAGGACACCAAUGACAUGGUGCGGCUGAAGACCACCGAGGUGCUCUACAUCAUGGCGACCCAUAACGUGGGCAGAGAAGGCUUUUUGAAGUACGACGUCAUCCAUGCCCUGUCCUACCUGCUGCACGACCCGCAGGCAGCCUGCCGGGAGAACCUGCAUCUGGCGUAUAAGCACCUGGCCCAGGUGCCCUCAGGGGCGCAGGGCAUUGUCAACAGUGGCCUGAUCCCCGCACUGGUGUGGAAGCUGCAGAGGGAGGAAGAAAAUAUCCAGGAGCUCCUCCUGGACACGCUGGCGGCCUGCCUGAUGGAGGAUGCCACUGAGGCGCUGGACAGCCGCCUGGUGCCCUUCCUGAAGGAGAAGCUCCUCAGCGCCAACAACAACAUCCGCAGCAAAGCCGCCCGCACGCUCGUGGCCAUCAGCAGAGCCACCCAGCUGUCCCUUCUCUGGCCCAGCAUCCCUCUGGAGGGCAAGAAGCAGAUAUGGCAGUAUGACGUCAUCCCCAUCCUGGUGCAUCUGCUGAAAGACAAGGUGAAGGAGGUGCAGGCCAACGCUGCCGGGGCCCUCAUGUACGCCACGGUGACCACUGAAGCACCCACCGGCAGCCAUACUUCCUGUGGGCCAGAACCUCCCCGCUCCUGGGAUGCCUGCUCCUCCCAGAGUAAACAUGAUCAGCAGAACCAGGAUCCCCGAGUGAGCGCCCUCUUGCUGUCUUCCCAGUGACUCGGGCCUUCACUUUCCUAGAAGACACGCAGAGAAGUUUGUCUCUGGAAUUGGAGGAUUAGCAAGUAGGCCCUCUUGUUCUGGAAGGCACUGGCGGCUGGGCCCGCUGGGGUUUCUUAAAGCUCAUUCUCGAACAAGGCCCCAAAGAGGUAACCUUGUCUCCUCUAGGAGAAGAGGGGCUGAGGGGCUCCACUCCCUCACAUCCCCCCCCAGAGCAGGCUGGCUCCACCCCUCUCCUCUCACCAACACCUCUGACCCAGGGCCCCUGUCCCCUUGCUGCGGGGCCCCGCGCUCUGUGUGUCUGACCCGCGCAGCGGCCCAGGUGUGCGUGCUCCCUGGGGCAGCAGUCUCGGUCCUCCCCCCGAGGCUCCGGCUGUGCCCUCUUGGUCUCCUUCGUAGAAGCCUCUUUCUCGGCGUGACCACGGUGGGGGGUUUCUCACAGCUCUGUUCUAGGCUCUCUCUCCUCCCGCUCUCCCGCACAGUCUCGUCUGCCUGGCUGUGGGUCCUCCUCCCCUUCUUAGCUAGGUGCCCACUCGCUGCCUUCUCUCCCCUAAAUCUCAAUCUGUAGUCCCAGCCUCUCCCAAGUUCUGGACCAUUCUAUCCAACUUCACGUCUACCCUUAAGUGUUUCCAGGCAAGAAUUAAUACCAAUCCUUCUCAAACUGUUCCAAAAAAUAGAAGAUGAGGGGACACUUCCCAACUCAUUCUAUGAGGUUAACAUUACCCUGAUACCCAAACCAAAGACAUCAGAAGAAAAGAAAACUGUAGACCAAGAUUGUUUAUGAAAAUAGACACAAACAGUCAACCAAUAUUAGCAAACCAAAUCCAGCCACAUAAAAAAAGUAUUAUCCACCAUGAUCAACAGGGAUUUACCCCAGGAACGCGAGGUUUGUUUAAUAUAUGAAAAUGAAUCAAUGUAACUUAUAAACGAUAGAAACCACAUGCUCUUUUUUUUUUUUUUUUUUGAGGAAGAUGAGCCCUGAGCUAACAUCUGCUGCCAAUCCUCCUCU